CAUAAAAGCAGACAGGGGGGCAUAAGUUUGCUGAACCUUCCUCCUUCCUCUCCUAGAGGUUAAAAGAGAGCAAGGACAACACUCUUGAAGCUGGGACCUUGGUGGUCUUCCUUCCACGGAAGAUGAAGCUCCUCUUGCUCCUGUUGGCCUUCUCUCUGGCCCCCAGGACACAGGCAGGCGAGAUCAUCGGGGGACACGAGGCCAAGCCCCACUCUCGUCCUUACAUGGCCUUUCUUCAGGUCACGGGUCCGAAAUCUCUCAGAUGUGGUGGCAUCCUUAUACGAGAAGACUUUGUGAUGACCGCGGCUCACUGUUUAGGGAGCUCAAUAAAUGUCACACUGGGGGCCCACAACAUCAAAGAACUUGAGAAGACCCAACAGAUCAUCCCUGUGGCAAAAUGCAUUCCCCACCCUGACUAUAAUACUAAGUACUUCUCCAAUGACAUCAUGCUCUUAAAGCUGAAGAGAAAGGCCAAGAGGACUAGUGCUGUGAGGCCCCUCGACCUGCCCAGGCGCAAUGCCCACGUGAAGCCAGGGGAUGUGUGCAAUGUGGCUGGUUGGGGAAUGUUGGACCGAGCGGGCAAAUACCCAAACACAUUACAGGAGGUUGAGCUGACAGUACAGAAGGAUCAGGAGUGUGAAUCGCUCUAUCCAAGUCAUUAUAAGAAAGCCAGUGAGAUAUGUGUGGGGGACCCAAAGAUCAAGCAUGCUUCUUUUAAGGGAGACUCUGGAGGACCUCUCGUGUGUAAGGAAAAAGCAGCAGGCAUCGUAUCCUUUGGAGUUGGAAAUGGUUCAGCUCCACGGGUCUUCACCAGAGUCUCAAGUUUCCUGUCCUGGAUAAAGAAAACGGUGAAACGCAGCUAACUACAAGAAGCAAACUGGAUCCCUUUCUGACUAGCCAUGUGCCCUACAUCUGAGUCCAGCAUUGUUCUAGGACA
Acomys russatus (golden spiny mouse) is the source of this 937-nucleotide messenger RNA. RefSeq names its product granzyme B-like. NCBI's taxonomy places the organism in Eukaryota, Metazoa, Chordata, Mammalia, Rodentia, Muridae. Gene Ontology annotation, cellular component: cytoplasm; intracellular membrane-bounded organelle. The transcript has 5 exons. Bases 123 to 863 code for a protein of 246 amino acids. Gene Ontology annotation, biological process: proteolysis. Gene Ontology annotation, molecular function: serine-type endopeptidase activity. The record is from RefSeq and is a predicted model, not a curated record.